AUGACGUUGAUCGCAUUGCUUAACUUCAGCUAUGUUCAAAGCAGUUCAGGUAAUUAAUAACUACAUAAUUACCAAAUUUUUAUUGCUGAAUGCCACUAACAAAACUUUUUUUUAGAUGAAAUAAAAUGUUUCUGUGAUAAACUAACAUGUCCCGGUUCAUUAGUAUGUACCGGAAAGUGGUGCCUUAUAGGAAUAAGUAAUGAUGGUAUGUUUGUUCAAAUUGUGCACUUAUUGAUUAAACAAUUGUGAUUUAAAAAUCAAUACCGUGCCUAAAAGUGCGUAGAAAUCUUAUUUUUACUUUAUAAAAAUAAUUGUAUAUAUAAUAAAGGUUAAUGAAAAAACCAACCUUUUUAAAUUUUUAGGAGGAAACGGAAGGUUAGACCAACUUUGCGGCUGGGACGAAAAAGACAGGCCAGUCGACUGUGCAAAAGAUUUUGAUCGAUGGACCGAAGUUUGUGCUUGCGACGCACCAUUAUGUAACACCUUCGCUCACCUGCGAUCAAACAUGGAUCAGCAUCGCGAUAACGACUACGAAAUGUCGCGCUACGGCGCAGGUGCAAAAGGGGUACGUUUUAUAAGCAUACAACCCUAUAUUGAUCCGAAUCGCUUCCCCCUCUUUUAUAUCUAUACAAUGCAGUAGGUUAAUUUGAACUACUAAAGUUAAUAAAUUAUUUCAGCGAGAAUACACAAAAAGUGGAUCAAACUCUCGUGGAUGGUACCAAGGUAGUAAUCUAAUCGUCUUACUGGUUAUACUACCUUUAGCGGUAGGAGGAAUGGCAGUGUGUUUAGUCUUUGUAAAUUACCACUGCAAAAUGACUUGA
This is a messenger RNA of Bursaphelenchus okinawaensis, 821 nucleotides long. The record is from the annotation of a GenBank genome assembly. NCBI's taxonomy places the organism in Eukaryota, Metazoa, Nematoda, Chromadorea, Rhabditida, Aphelenchoididae.